Molecule: messenger RNA, 1407 nt
Organism: Anisakis simplex (herring worm)
Lineage: Eukaryota; Metazoa; Nematoda; Chromadorea; Rhabditida; Anisakidae
Source: the annotation of a GenBank genome assembly
AUGGUACGUGGCGAUAAAGGUUUAGAUGAUGCAAUAGACUGGAGUUACGGGGUUAUAAUAGAUGCGGGCUCAACGGGAUCACGAUUGUUUCUUUACAAAUGGCAGACAGUAUCGGAUAAUCAUUUAAUUGACAUUCAUCCUGCGUUGGAUCACUCUAACAAGGCAGUUGUUAAAAAAGCCAGUCCUGGCUUAUCUUCGUUCGCUAACACUCCUCAAAAUGCUUCCGGAAAAUGGGAAGGAAUUUAUUCGUGGAUUGCGGUUAACUAUAUACUUGGAAGGUUUGACGUAAACGGCUCACAUGAAGUUCGUCAGCGAAGUGUUGGUAUGAUUGAUGUUGGUGGUGCGUCAUUACAAAUAGCAAUUGAAUUGAAUCAUGAAAACGAUAUGAACGACAAUUACAAUGUUGAAAAUGUUAAUUUGGGCUGUAGAGAUGACAGUGAAAUGUUCAGGUAUCGUUUAUUUGCAACAACUUUUCUUGGAUACGGAGUGAAUGAAGGUAUUCGCAAAUAUGAGCAGUUGUUAAGUGAUCGUUUAUUUGAAUCAUAUAAUGCUUCUCAUCAUCAAUAUGUUCGUGAUUCGUGUUUACCAAAGAAUCUUGUUAAAACUGUUUCUCGCAAAAAUGGUUCACAAUUUGUUAGAAAGGGUGUUGGAGAUUGGGAUAAUUGUUUGGAAGAAAUGAAUGGACUGCUUGAUGGUAGUAAGAGCAAAGAAUGCGCAACAUAUUUAACGUCGUCAACAAGCACUGCAACCACAGCAGUACCAUCAUGUUAUCUAGGCCAGGUUCGAUCGCCACACAUUGAUUUAUCGUCGAUGGAACUGUAUGGUUUUAGUGAAUUGUGGUUCACAACAAAUGAUAUCUUUUCAUUGGGUGGACAGUAUAACUUCGCUGACUUCGCCACUCAGUCUAGACUCUAUUGCAAUUCGCGUUGGUCAGCUAUACAGUUACGAAAGCGUCAAAAUCUUUAUCCCAAAGCAGAUGAAGAUCGACUUCGUUCACAAUGCUUUAAAUCAGCAUGGAUUGCGGCUAUACUUCAUAAAGGUUUCUCGUUGAGUAAAUUCAAAAAUCGUUUAAAGUCGGUUUUUGAUAUCAAUGGAGAGGAAGUACAGUGGACGUUGGGUGCGAUGCUCCACAAUAUGAGGUAUUUUCCAUUACGUGACAUGCAACGCCGUAACUGGUUGGAUAAAAGGCGUCACCUAACAACAACGAAUAAGUCCUCGAUUUAUGUAUUAUUGAUGAUAGCAUUGUGCAUUAUAUUGGGGAUUAUCUGGAAAAGUUUAGUUGGCUCUAAAAAUGGAUUGUUGCGAAGAGAGCCAUCGAUAUGGGGCUAUAUGAUGUUAUCACAAGAUCAGUCAUCACUCUAUCAGCCAUCAGCAUCAGCACUCUAUAAACUGCAAUCGUUUUCCUAG